Molecule: messenger RNA, 2281 nt
Organism: Notolabrus celidotus (New Zealand spotty)
Lineage: Eukaryota; Metazoa; Chordata; Actinopteri; Labriformes; Labridae
Product: ALK and LTK ligand 2-like
Exons: 6
Coding region: 916-1410 (164 amino acids)
Biological process (GO): positive regulation of ERK1 and ERK2 cascade; positive regulation of ERK5 cascade
Molecular function (GO): receptor tyrosine kinase binding; receptor signaling protein tyrosine kinase activator activity
Source: RefSeq, a predicted model, not a curated record
AAAAACUAAUCUCCAGCGACGAGAAACCUUCUGUAACCUCAGCUCUUUGCUAUGAGUCGUCGUUUGUUUGAACAGAAACUGAAGUGCAUUCACUUUAAAAAAGAAAAAAACGUGCCUGAUUAAUUUGCCAAGUUUCUUUAAACGGUGUGAUCGUCUUUCAGUCCCAGGAUGGAUGUUAAAUGCGCAAUGGCUCCUAAUGAAGUUAUUAGUUGAGAAUCACUAUAAGGACACGGGAGUGCUUCUAAUAGGAUGCCGGUAUCUCAGCUCUACUCCGGGCUCACUGGGAAUUUCAGAGGAAGUGUUAGUGGGAAAAACGUUUCCUGUAACUGUGUAUCGCACAGAUAAAUGGAGUAACGGAGAGGAGGGAGGGGGGCGCAGAAAACUUAUCACGGCGCUUAAGUGAUGGUCACUCAACUCCAGUGGACUUUAUGCAUCGGGGGUGCCAAUAAUGUGUCCUAUUAUUAUCCCAGACACGACGGAGUAACCCACGAGGGACAGGUGACCGCGUCUGCGAGACUGAAUAAAAAGUGAGCUUCACUUCAAAGCGACUUAUAUGAGACUUCAACGAGGACGCACACAGGACCAGUAGCACCGGAUCCUCGAGCCGUUUCCCCAGUCUCAUUCUACUUUCAGCCGCUGUUCAGAGGAUGACCACAGCCGCUCAGCCGACACUCUGCCUUUUUUCUCAAGCUUUGAUGGUUUCUACAUGAGAGCAGAAGUCAAGGGGACGCAUUUCGGACCGGGCAGAAGAAGGAAGUAAAGUUACGCACGGUUCUUGCUUCCAUAUUUCUGGACGCACGGGACCGGGACGCGAUCAGUCAGUAUCGGAGGAGGUUGCAGACCUACAGGUGUUAAACUUUUUCCCCACAUAUCUGGUCGAGGAGGACUUCACUUUUUACGCACUCCGCGUGAGCUAUGAGCGGCCUGCGCGGGCACUUCAGAAUGGGACUGGUGCUACUGAUGUGCACGCUGACCGGACACUGCAGCGAGAGCGCGCCCUCAGCGAUGCCGCCGGCGUCAACAGCAGCCAGCAAGGACAAGCAGCAGGACUUGAGGCGGAUAGUGGAGAUCGUGAAGCACGUGGAGGAGAACCGUGGUGGUCACGCCGGCAAAGUGGAGGCUGCGUUAACAACAACGGUGACGAGGAGUUCUCUGGUGGAGCCUAAGGAUUUACACAGCUUGAAAACGGACAGAGGGGAUCAGGUUGUCGUUGUAUACCCAAGAGAUCUCAGAAAAAAGGAGAGGUUGCUGAAACAUAUAACAGGUCCGCUCUACUUCAGUCCAAAGUGCAGGAAGCAUGUCUACAGGCUAUAUCACCACACCAGAGACUGCACCAUACCUGCGUUCUAUAGAAGAUGUGCACGGCUUCUCACAAGACUUGCUGGCAGCCCACAGUGCACAGAGGGGUAGCACAUGCAAGGUUGAGGUGUAAAAUACAUUUUUCAGGAGGAAAAAACUUGGGAAAAUAGUGCCUUGGACUGUAAGAGGGAAGCUUUAAAAUUGGAGCAGCCCCAACUAAUGUCGGGCACAGUUUUGCCCUUCAGUAAGGUCUGUUCUACUGAGGCGUGGAUUACUGCCACCCCCUGUCUGGCUGGGCCCUGAUGGUUGGCCUUCACCACAUGGAAGAACCGGACCAACACAGAGAUGGCGGCAAUGAAGAGUGGACAGCUAAGUGGCUGAGGGACACACAUGUGGCUAUUUUCCCUGCUGCCAUCCAAAUAUUUGCUGAAACAAAUGAAAAGGGAUUGCAUAUUUUCAUUUUGUUCAAUUCUUUAAGAAAAGAACAAAAUCCAAAUGUAGCUACUGUUUUUAGCAUGACUGGAAGGCCCAUCCCUUCUACUGCACUACCCAUAACGCAGACAAAAAGCUGUCACAGAACCAUGGCUGGCAGUCAGCGACAAGCUUUCACCCACUCUUGCUCACACUGAAAAAGAAUUGUUUCAAUUAUUGAUGACAUGAACAUAUUUUCGCAUAUUUGCAGAGAAGUGUCCAAAUACAGGUGGUGGUUGUAAGACAUAGCCCUCCUGUGGAUCUUUGUGAAGUGUGAUGCAGUCUAUAUUUAUAUGUUUGAGUUGUCACAAAGGUUCCACCAUACAUAAUCAAUGCCAGGAUCACUUGAAACGAGAAAUAUGUAUAUACUGUAAAGCAAAGUUUAAGAGGACUCCCCCUGUCUACUUUAAAUUAAAGUGACUGGCAUUUAUCAGAUGGCUGUUAAAUACAUCUAUAUAUAUAAAUAUAUGAAAAUGAAAUAUAUUUAAAUAAAUUAUAAGAUUGAUACAGA